CAAAGCCUCUCACUGUUUUGCGGCCGCCCUAUUCAUCGCGGAUAUCCGCGGCCGCGGCGUAAGCCAGUGCUGAUCUGAGGCUGCGGUACACCCAUAACUGAGGCCCUUGGCCCCCACACGAAGGCGCGGCGCUUACCGACUGGCAGACAGCGAAAACAGCAUAACGCCAUGGCGAAGCUCUACCUCGCCGCGGCGCUGGCGCUAGCGACGGCGUCGGCCCUCGAGGUCUCCCACGUCCUCAUCCUAGCCACAACCGCUAGAUCCAUGUCGCUGGCCGGGCCCGGCAUGGCGCGGCCGCAGCCCGAACAACGACUGUUACUAGCGGCUGAAAGAGGCCAGAUCGCGCCCCAGUCGGCGUCGAGGGUCGGUGGCGAGUCGUUAGAUUCGUUAGAACGACUCCUAGGAGCGGAAGUGUCCGAAGACAAAAAAAGAUUAGAGGACUUGUACGCCGCCGCAAGGCAGGCCUGGGAAGCCCCGCGAGCGGAGCAGCCUUCAAGAAUACCAGGUAGAUCCUGGUUCGGAAGUAGAGAGGAAAAAGCCUUAGAUAAUGCGCAAGCGGAGCUCGCCGUGAAACGGUUUUCCGGGGCGUUGGCGAAGUGGCUAGAACGAGCUGGGUAUGUGGAAGUCGAUGCGCGAGAGCGAGGCUUAUGUGAUGCCCUCGCGAGAGAUGCGGGUUUGCGGGUCGAUGUGGAUGAUCGACCUUUAACAGAAAUGAGGUGCUGGCGGAGGGGUGUCCGCGUCUUCGAUGAGCCCCUUGGGUUCGCGGAUGCUCUAGAGUAUUUAUUGUCGGAGAGCGUCGAACGAUCUGGCAGAAGAGUGGGCAACAUCGCCAAGAACGCGGCGAUUGCUACCAAGAUGAUGAAGGGCGAGAGUUAUGACCUCGAGGACUUGCCGAAGCCUUCUCGAGUGCGAAGGGUCGUCACGAAACCUUUCCGGUUGUGUCUCGGUAUUGUGACAAAAACGUCGAGACAGCUCUUAACAAGAUGGGGCGCCAAUAGAGCCAUAGAUGAGGAGGAGUGCGAUGUCGCUGCCUUUGCUGUAGAUGGCGUCGGGUGUGCCGGUCCGACGGCGGACCUGGCGCAGUCAACCAGACCGAAAUACGGCUGGGUCGAAUUACCUAGGAGAGGCGUGGGCGCGGCGGUCGACAGCGCCCUGACGAACGCGACGUCGUUGUGGGGGGCUGCAAGAGCAUUGCGACGACCGCCCCCUAGACGGUGUUUAGCUUAUGAUAGGGUGGUAGCAUUACAUGCUACCGAUCCAUCAUUAGCGGCGAAGCGGGGGCCUCGGCGCUUGGGCCUGGCGCUGUACGAGGACGUGCCGUUGCGAACGCUGGGGACCCUGUGGCCGACGCGACGACUGCGUGUGAGACCGUUAGAUGCCGUGCGCUUCGACGUCGUCACCGGUGCUACAUUUUUAUUGCUGGUGGCGGCCCAGAGACUCGGGACGGUAUGGGGAGACGUGGCCGCUUCGGUAGCGGUGUUCGCGUGGGUGUCUCGCUUGUUGUUCAACACGAAAGCCCGUAGGAACAUGUACGAGCUCGAGACGACGCGAGCUUUGAGGGAUAGGGUGCGGGCCAAGGGCGCGACCGUGUGCGACGCGGCCGCUCGCGAUGCGGUAGAAACGGACGCGAGAGCGAAGGCAUUGUGUCUCGGCGCUUUACGUAGAUUGAGCUGGGGCGAGUACGACGCUGUGGACGAGGAGCGGCUGCGGAACGAAAUUUUGACCACGACGGCCGUCGAUGCCGCAGACCCGACGCGGGCCGGCGCCGCGGCGGACGCGGCGCUAGCUGCUUUACCGGACCUCGUGCGGCGGGGCUUGGCCUCAAGGGGCGCGGGCGGGUGGCGGGCGCGACCUAGGCCCGACGCCGACGCGUCGCUGUCGGAAGCGUGGCUCGCUGCUUUUUCUGCUAAAAACCCGGGCGCGGUUAAGGUGCCGAAGGCCAAGGCGCCGUCGACGGUCAGCGACGUCAUCGCGUACCCCUUUGUCGACGGCGAGCGGCCGGCGAGCGACGACACGCCGACGAAGGACGACGAGCUCACACGGAGCUCUGAGAAUUCAUAGGAAGUGUAAAUAGAU
Pelagomonas calceolata is the source of this 2076-nucleotide messenger RNA. The record is from the annotation of a GenBank genome assembly. Lineage: Eukaryota; Pelagophyceae; Pelagomonadales; Pelagomonadaceae.